Pomacea canaliculata is the source of this 8083-nucleotide messenger RNA. RefSeq lists its product as uncharacterized. The record is from RefSeq and is a predicted model, not a curated record. NCBI's taxonomy places the organism in Eukaryota, Metazoa, Mollusca, Gastropoda, Architaenioglossa, Ampullariidae. Gene Ontology annotation, biological process: negative regulation of transcription by RNA polymerase II; negative regulation of BMP signaling pathway. Gene Ontology annotation, molecular function: DNA-binding transcription factor activity, RNA polymerase II-specific; RNA polymerase II cis-regulatory region sequence-specific DNA binding; SMAD binding. Gene Ontology annotation, cellular component: nucleus; transcription regulator complex. Bases 4121 to 7084 code for a protein of 987 amino acids. The transcript is spliced from 9 exons.
CUGAGGCAUGUCAUUUCCUUUUAUUGCCGAUAAUUAUUUUAACGAUAUUAAUUCAGCUGUUUACACAAGUAAUUAGCUCUGCAACGCGUAAAUUGACAAUGAGAAAAACACCGUUAUAGCUAUCCCACCACACGAUGUACAUAAAACAUCUGAAGGUAAGAGAAAGGUAACGGUGUAUGCAUCUGUACUGUCGUCGCUUUAGUAGUUAGCUCGUGCGCUCGUGGAUAACAAGUUUAAUGACUCCCGCCAGCAGUGACAAGUGUGUGUGAGUAUAGAAACCCCGCGGGGGGACAGCUCUCGUGCAGGUAUUGAUCCCCGAGUUUCGAACUCCUGUCCAGAAAGAGGAGAUGGUCUCAAGCACACCUCUUGACAGGUGGUGGCAGGUAGCUGUACCUCUCUGCAUGGGGCGCUGGUAGUUUAUUUGUCUCCACCGUUUGUUUGUUUGUUUGUUUGUUUGUUUGUUUUUGUUUGGGUUUUUUUUUUUGUUCGUUUGUUUGUUUGUUGUUGUUGGGGUUUUUGUUUUUUGUUGUUUGUUUGUUUGUUUUUUUGUAUCAGCUUUCACAUUUAUCCCUUCAUCUGUCUGCAUCAUCUUGACUUUCCUUCCAUCUGUCUUUUUUAUCUCUAUUUUUCUGUGUCAGCUUGACUUUCAUUCCUGCAGUCUCACAAGAUCUCUCUAUCUCGAGACAGGGAAGGAGUGUUUAAUUUUAGGUCAGUAUUAGGAUGAUACUUAGUCACCGAAAGGACUAGAACAGUGGUGCCGAACCUUUUCUCGCCAGCGCUCGACAUGAAAGAAAAUCUCGCGGGCCAGAACAUGGCGGUUUUGCCAGAAUCGUGACGUUGACAAUGACGUUCUAAGCGUGUCGCUUUUUUUUUUUUUUCUUGCGUCAUAGUCGGCGGGUAUGAUGUCAUGGAUCACGUCACUGACCCAGUAAAGUGCAAAGAGUGCACGGAGAAGGAAGAGGGUCAGGCAGAGAGAACUAGUGACGAUAAAGCGUGAAAGACGUAAAGUCUCGUCUGCUGGAAGUGAGAAGAAGAAAAAAAAAAAAAAAAAAAAAAACAAAACAAAACAAAAAACAACCAACCGCGGUUUUGUACAAAUAGGAGUGUGUGAAAUAAAGGUCUCAUCUUCAUCGGUUGUACGUGUGUGUUUUUGUGGAAUCGGCGUGUUUCGUAAGAUAUAUAUAUAGUAAAGUUUAUUAUAGAUCUGUGUUGGUACUGCUGAAGGCGACUAAAAGGAGUUUAUUCAACGUUUGCCGUCUUAACGCUGUUGUGAGUAACGAACCAAAAGUUUGGCAGACAAGGUGUAUUGGUUACAAUGUUAUGAGACAGCUCUCUUGUGCUGUAAAGGUGUGGCUGUCACAUACAACCGUCCUCCUUGCAACAGUCGGAGAUUCAACUCUAAAACAGAACUGGAGGAAGAUUAAGUGGGAUAGUUCUCAGAAGCAAGAGACAAACAUCAGUAGCUUUGGCAAGUUUGAUGUCGGACAGACUUUGCUCAUAUUGGAGUUACGUUUCUUAAGUAAGGAACUGCUUUGCUACGACAACAACAGCAUUUUUCGCAACAAUGACAGUUUAAUCAGACUUUGCAGUCCAGACGUCACACAACGACAUUUGACAAGUCUGCUAAUUGGUCCUAUGACAACUGAUGAUGCUACCAUCGACCUGUGCUGUACGAACUAUGACCUUUAAUUCUCCCAUUUGGCGAGCACAUAAUAUUAUAUGAUGGCAUUUGUCAGGUCGAUUUGUUAAGAUGUUCGUCCUCAACCGGACAAUGUCCGAUCUCAAAUGUCCCAUUGUAUUCGCAAAUGUAUUAACAAUGUGUUGACAAACGUCUGGACUUAUCAUGUUAUCUAUAGUUUCUAUGUCCCAAACGUUCACCAGAAAGCCAUGGGUUUCCUGUGAUUUUCACAAUCAGAAAAACUUUUCGAAACUUGGUCAAACUUUCGAGGGCGCUUGUCAACAGCACAUCGACCUCAGGGUACUUCAGAGAUGUAACGACUGCGGCCUCUUUUAAGCGUUAUGUUUCUAGAUGUUGUAACAUGUAUGUGGUGAUGUUGGUGGUGAUGAAGAUGAGGAGGAAGAGGUCUAGACAAACUCACUUUGCUUAGCAUUAUCCACAGUAUCCUCGAAAAUCACAAUGAUGUAAACAACUCUAAGACUCACUGAAGAUUUAACAUCAAAGACACAAUGCCCAAAAGGGUUAAUGAUAGCAGUGAAUAUUGACCAGUGCCAUCAUAUUAAACACCAAAAAAAAAAAAAAAUGAUCGUCACAAUAUCGUAGUUUAUUCACUACAACUCAACAUAUCUAGAGAUGGAAGAGAAGAAAUAAAACAAGACCCAGAUGGAGAGCAGUAAACUGUAUUGAGCUUUACUCAAAAAGACUACACCUCACUGGUCUACAGAGAGUAAGAGAAUACGUGAAAGUUGGAGAUGGACAAAGUAACUGUUUGUUUAUGUGCUCACAGUAGUUAUAGAGAAAAAAAGGUUUACAGGUUUAAUAACUACAAAGACUGUUAAAUCCUGUCAUGACAGAUUUCUCGCUUCAGAAGGCGUUCUCCACAUCCUGUCCGCAAUGAUUCGCAUCUCCCACACCACCACCAUCACUACCACCAUCACCACCGCCACCACCACCACCACCACCACCAUCACCACCACUGCUGGCCGUCAAAAGCUUUCUGACACCGGCUCAUAAACUCCAGCCAACACAACACGUCGAUUUGUAAAGGGCUGAAUUCGAGGCAAUCAAACGCGCGGACUCUCAGGGGACCAGCAUCUUACAGCUCUCGCAAGAGUUCCUAAUCAAAUCUGCGGUCCGCGGAAUUCCCAGUGGGGCUUGCAUUCCCCUCUUUUGUGUCAGUCGCGCUUCGCUGGCAUUUCCUCCACCCUGACUGGCCGGCAAAAUCUCGGGUUUCAGAUUACAUCCCUUUGCGCAACGCUGCCAAAUUGGGAGGACCGCUCUUCUUGACAAAAACUAAACAGCAACCGCAAUCUCUCUAUCUUUUCCACGGUUCUCUGGUUUGUUUGUUUGUGUGUGCGUGUGUGUGUGGUUGGUGUGUGUGACUGGUGUUUGUGUGUGUGUCCAUGGGUGGGUAAGUUUGUACACGUGUGUGACAGAUAUUUGCUUCAUACGAACCUUCCCCCAGUCCCAGGGGAGACAGAUUCAGACCAUGGAAAUAUCAGACCGUGAUAUGGGUGUGCGGUCCCUCCGCAAUAAAACAGGAGGCGGGCUGCUGGCAUUUUCACAUACACGCCAUUUAAGGUUAGUGCAGGCAGCCUGACACCGUUGUAAAUCGAUGGAUGCUCUAUCAACUGACAUGGUCAAGUGACAGGCACGAGCUGUUCGCCUUUGUAAGGCUGGCUAUUGCAUUACAUAAACCACUUUCAUAAGGCCCUCCCGGGGGACAGGGACAUUUGAGGUUUAAAGAGGGCAUACAAUAGCCUGAACUGACGUUAGCAGAUUGUUAGUGUAAAUAAAUAAGUAAAUAAAGAUUAACAUUUCUAUUUGCCUGUAUAUUGACACCUGUUUUUUUUUAAUAAUACAGUUUAAAGAAUAAAAUAUUUAGCUCAAGAUUGAAGGAUAGCAGGAUAUAAUAAAAUCGUUAAUCGUAUUAUGUCGGAUUUUUUUAAUAAAAAAAUGGUCUGUUUGGUGUUUUUGUUUUGUGGUUGGUAGAUGUGAAUGCAUGAUUAGCUUCUUGUUGUUGGUUUUUGUUUUUUUUUUUUGUUGGUUUUUUUUUUUUUUUGUUGGGGUUUUUUUUUUUUUGAAGUAACGUAGUACCCUCAGGUUAUUAAUCCAUGUUGGAUAUUUCGCUAUGUAACUAGAAGGGAAUGGAUUUGGUCCAGUCUUCAUGAGAUUAUUAUUCGCUCUUCGCUUAUUAUUUUUACUUACACCCUAAAAAUAUAAUUUCCUUAACUCUUUAAGUUUCUUUUUUGUGCAACGAGUGAUUUGGUCUUUUGUGACAUUUCGUGAGCGUAUCGGGUCAAAAGACUUCUAAAUGUGGAAUUUUUUGUCUCAGAUAUAGCUUCUUCUAUUCGCAUUUAAUGAAUAGUGUCUGCUGUACAGGUCUUCCACUCGCCCCCUGCAGCAGCCAGUUACCCCUACCUUACCCUCUAAAAAGAUUAAAUGAAUGACCAGCAAACAAUGAGAGAAACUUUCGCAAAAAAAUUGGAGGAACCGUUUCCUGCCUGUUGUUUGCUGUCGGGUGUUCAAGGCGGAAGAAAGACCGAUCCUGGACAAUGCUCAUUUUCAUCUCAUCCCGUCUUGCGUCCAGCAGUGGACCACCUUACCAACAGCGAGCGAGGCACCAACCAACUGGAACGACCUGACGACACCCCGGAGUCAAAAUCGAUGCCAAUAGAGAAACAGUCGGGAGAUGGAGAGUGCAAGGUGACGUCAUGGAUGAACCGAAUGACCGAGGGAGGAGGUGGAGGGGACCAGGUGAAGGACAAGCAAUCUGAGAACACUGAUCUUCUCACUGCGGCGCCAGUGUCAGCAGCGCUGUGCCACGACAACGACUUAGCCGAGAGUUUAACUCAAGAUCGCAUCCACACUGAGUCGGAGGUGACAGACGUCAACACCAUUGUACAUCCCGGGGAAAUCUCGUGCCGUGACGUCGACGUCAUCUUGACCCCAAAGACCGACGAAGACAGACUCCGACUCCACAGCUCAGAAGACGUGACAUCCCAACAUCGUCACUUCGACUCCGACGAGUCCGUGGACGACGACGAAGAACUGGAAGUCACGUGUUCUCCUGUAGGUGAGGAAGAUGAACUCAGAUUCUUCCGAGAGCGAGGAGCUAGCAUGUUGGAGGCCGGACACCAUAGUUUGACCCUGAGCCGGCAGAUUCGUUCUGGAGGCGAGUCUCUAGAUGAGAUGGUCGACUCGGAAGCAGAUGACACGUGUCAGACGUUUGAUUCGAGAGAUAACGACGGAGCCGAUGUCAGCGUUGCAGACAGAGGAGAAGGAGGCGCGGAGGAGGAAAAGGUUGGGAGCGUGAUGCUGUACGGCUAUCCAAUCAUCUGCCUCCACGUGGAAGGGAAGGAGCGAUUGUGUCUGGCACAGAUCUCCAGUACCCUUUUACAGGACUUCAGUUACAAUGAAAUUCACAACCGCCGUGUGGCUCUGGGCAUCACUUGCCUGCAGUGUACCCCUCAGCAGCUGGAGGUUCUCAGAAGAUCCGGGGCAAUGCCGAUUUCCUCCCGCCGAUGUGGACUCAUAACGAAGCGCGAGGCGGAGCGGCUCGUCAGGUCCUUCAUCUCGGACGUACCCCCGCCUCGUCUACCCGACAACUUCACCUUUAAGGUCCGGCACUCGUGCGGGUGGGGUUGCGAAGGGUAUUUCGUACCUGCCCGCUACAACAGCUCGCGUGCCAAGUGCAUCAAGUGCUGCACGUGCGAGGCCUAUUUCUCACCUAACAAGUUCAUCUUUCACUACCACCGCCUGGACGGCGCCUCCUACCGCCACCCGGACGCCGCCAACUUCAACUCGUGGCGGCGGCACCUGGAGCUGGUGCAUGAAGAGAAAGACGACCGCGUGCUGCAUGCCUGGGAGGACGUUAAAGCCAUGUUCAACGGCGGCAGCCGCAAACGGCUGGCCGGCCCCUCCACAGCCUUCUCCCCCAGCUCCCCUGCAGCCGCGUCCUUGACGUCACUGUCGUCUGCCGCUCCGAAGCCAAUGCCACUGCCGCCACCCCUACCGCUACCACAACCGCAACCACCGACCUCCUCGAUGUCAUUCUCCUCUGCUCUGAGCGGCGGACUUUCCAUGGUGACCAGCACCCCGUGUUACCGUGGAGACCCUGGCGGCACCAGCGUUGGCAGCAGCUUUUGGCCGCUGCAGCCCAGCGCCAUGACGCAGACAGCUGCGCAGCUGGUGUCCAGCAACCCCCCGUCGCGUCUGCUGCCGCAGUCGGGAAUCGUGCCCCCCGCACCUGCCGCCGUUGCCCCAGCCGCGGCACCGCACCCGGCUUUUUACUCUAACGGAUCGUACGGUCGCAUCGCAUCCUAUGGCGAGUUCCUUCGCACGAUGAGUCUGCCUUACAACACCAGCAACAAUAAUAACAACAACAGCGGCGGCCCCACGACGGGUAGCGUGCUAGGAGACUGGCAUCGCCUGCGUCUGUCCGGUCUGUUGCCAGUGCUGGGGCCUGCGACUCCCCCUGCGGGGGUUUUCGCCGCUGCCGCGUAUCCCAUCAACCCUUUUGGCUACCAGCCUGCUUUCGUCGGCGGUGGCAGCGACGGCAUUGUCACGUGCAGAGAUAGAUGCCAGGUGCCGCCGUUGCAGAUCUGCUCACUUCAAGACGCGGCGCCCAGCGGCUGCUCGGCGUUGACCGUCAAGGCUGCUGACGGCAGCGGAGGCGGAGGCAAAGUUCUGGCAGCCGGCCUUGGUGAUCUCUUCAACAACCCCCCGCAGGUCAUGAACAAUGGUGACAGAACGGAUCCGGCAGCGAGAGGAGGAGCAGGAGGAAGUAGCUCGCGCGGAGAGCUGGGGAGCGAGUAUCGGAGGCUCCCUGCUUCAGCAGACGAUGCCGUGAGCCACUCGCUAGGCGACGACGACGAGGAGGCCAACCAGAAGAAGAGAAAUAGUCCACCAGCCGGCAAAGCUUCCAAUGGGAUGAAAGGGGCUCAAAAAGAUGAGGGCAACAUGACCGAUGGGCUGACAAGUUAUGGGCCUUGUCUCAGCAUGAAGAAGACUCAGGAUUCCAAGAAGACGCAACCUGUAACCACUUUGCCCACGGACACAGAAAGUUUGCUGAAGAUCUUCGAGAACACCGGAGACAUGGAGUCCUUUAUGAAUCUGCCUAUUGGCAAACUCCGGCGUCUCGUCAAGACGGCAAGAGCAAAGUCUCAAGCGGUCGAGCGUGAAAUAACUAAGGUCAAAGACAUGCAGAGGUUGCAGAGGUUACGGGCAGCCGAGUUGAGGGAGGAGUUCUCUCGCCAGUUCUUCACCCUCAAAGAAAAUGUAUGGGCGGACAUAGAGCACGAGCGGCGGCUAAAAACUGCUCUCCAGAACCGACUCACAGAAGCCAAGCACUUGGUGCCAAAGAUGCUGAAUCCUUCUCUUCCUGCGUACCCGGAUCUGGAAUGAAGGGACCGGGAAAUGGAGAGGAGAAAGUUUCGAUGCCUGGGUGGAUGCGCUGCAUGACCUUUCUUGCGACCAUGAAUUUCAAGGUAUCAUGUGGGGUACCAACAACCCCAGACUUCAGAUCCCUGACCGCAGACCGAAGACCCACCGUAAAUGGACUGUACUGUCUGUGGAAACCCGCUGGAGUCCAUGUCUCACCUGUCCUCCAGUGUUACAAGUACUUUUAUGACCUUCGCACCUGAGCAUUACUCACCUUGUGAAACACCAAGUAACUCUUAGUCAAACGCGUGAAAAUGAAAAAUAACAAUAAGCAGAUGCACUACGUUGAAUUGUUGCAUAAUCAAAAGUCUUUUGACAUGGUGUUGGACUUUUUUUGCCAUGCCGUUGACAUGUUCGACUUGCCAAUUUUUCUGUCAUGUGUUUUGAUAGCAUGUUGGACAUACGGCCUUCCUCCAACGUGCUUUGACAGUAUUUUCUGUAUUUUCUGAUAAUAUGCUGGACUCGCAACUUUUCCGUCGAAGUAUUUUCUGAGUGUGGACAAGUGACCUUCCUUUAAUCUACUUUCUUGAUUUAUGAACGACACACUGGAAAUCUUUUGUGCUUAGUUGUUACUCAAGUCAAAUGUGAGUUUGAAAUUUUUUGGUGUUCUAUGCCAAGUCAGCAGUUAUGGUUGUAUUGCUGCGAGCUAGUCUAGUGGUGUAAAUAGAUGCUAUUUCCCGCACGAUGGGUGUCUAAGGUGAGAUAUAAACUCUACUUCUGAUCCUGAAUGUUUAGUGACCAGCAUUGUGCUAUCGCACCGCAGUCCCUGUCCCCACCUCACCCAAGUCCAGAUAAAUUUGUAGUCCAUCUUUGUUGCUAGAAUCAGCAUACUUUGAAAAAAUGAAAACCUUAUUUAUGAACGUUUUUAAUCGGUUUUAAAAGUUAAAAAGAGGUGCACCUGUAUGCUUUGUUAAUUAUUCAGAUGGGUUCAGUUUUAGUUUUUAUGGAUACAUGCAAAUACUC